AUGAAAGUGCAGAGCUUCUCGAAUCCCAAUCUCAUCCUCCAUGGUAGAUGCUACUCAAGUAGAGCCUCGAGGAGAGUGAAAAGUCGUUUCGAUGUUACAAAUAUGGGAAAUAGUAAUAGAAGUCGAGAUCUUCUGAUCCAAGGUCUGCAACUACAAGUGGAACUCGGCAAAUUACCUCUUGAGGGAACUCAAUUGCAAAGGGCCUUUAAUUCUCUAUCUCAGAAUCUUGGGUUCAAAAAAGGCUCUUCGUCUUUGCAGGAGGCAAAGAAACUGAUUCAUUUGAUUCUCCAGGGUAAAGUCAGUACAACUAUGAUUGAUGAAGCUUGGAAAACGAGUUUUGCCAAACAGGAAAUGGUGAACGUAUUAGAACCCAAUAAUGAGAGGAAUUUCAAAGUCAAUCGCGAUCGAUUGGCAGAUUCCGAUUUGCUGAAAAUUCACCCCUCAACUUCAAGGGAAUUUCACAAGACUUUAGAUAACCUAAGUCCUGAAAUGACAAUGUCUCGCUCAAGUUCAGCUAAUAGGUGCACUUCUCAACCUACGGUACAAAGUAAAGACAUUGAUCUAAAUACAUUACAAACCUUCUUGCAAACAGCAGAAAGAUCGAAAAUGGAACAACGACAAUUCGCAUGGGAGCAAAAUCGGAAAUACGAGUGGAAUAACGGUAAUUUAUCUGGCGUUCUUUCACCGGGUACUUUGAUCUUUGACAACAACAAUUUUACAAAGCGGUCAAAAUUGUCCAAAUUGUUCCAGAAGACAAGCCUAAGCUCCAAGUCAGCAGCCAAUCGAGGAAAUCAGGCGCCGAUUUCCAACUCGGUACAGUUACUAAUAUAUGACUUGGAAGAUGAUUCAAAAUUUAUCACUAAGUGGAAAAACCAAAAGGCUAAUUUACAUAUAGAGUACAGAGACCUAUUCACGGUGAUCAAUGGCAACAAUAAGUCACCCGAACAUCUGCUUAAGAUCAUAACAGAGCUGGAAAAUGACAAUUGGCAGUUGAUAGGUGAUGCAAGAGCGGACGGUAGUCGAAAGAUUGUUUUUCAAAGAGAGGGGAACGAGUCGAGUCACGGUAGUAUAUCAUCUAAAAUUCGCAAUGUCAGUCUUCUAGCGUUGCUCACCGGAUUCACGACGUACGGAGUGGUGCAAAGGCGGAAACGAUUAGAGAGCGAGAGUAUCAUUAGCAUCAGAUAG
Molecule: messenger RNA, 1185 nt
Organism: Lachancea nothofagi CBS 11611
Lineage: Eukaryota; Fungi; Ascomycota; Saccharomycetes; Saccharomycetales; Saccharomycetaceae
Source: the annotation of a GenBank genome assembly